UUCUGGAUACAAGUCCUUUGUCAAAUAUUUGUUGGGUGAAUAUUGGACUAUUUUCUCUCUGACUUUGGCUUGCAUAUGGUGUCUUUUUUUUCUUAAAUGUUCACUUAUUCAUUUUAAGAUAGAGAGGGAGAGAGAGAGAGAGAGCAUGGGAGGGGCAGAGAGAGAGAGAGAGAGGGAAAGUGAGAAUCCCAAGCAGGCUCUGUGCUGUCAGUGCAGAGCUCAACGUGGAGCUCCAUCUCACAAACUGUGAGAUCAUGACCUGAACCAAAAUCAAGAGUCAGACACUUAACUAACUGUGCCACCCAAGCAUCCCACAUAUGGUGUCUUUUUACUGGUGUCUGUGGUUGAGAAGAACUUUAAAUUUUUUUGUAGUUUAUCAUUUAAAAUAUUUUGAAUUGGAAUAUAGUUGACAUGUAAUGUUAUAUUAGUUUCAGGUAUACAGGACCAUGAUUCAACAAUUAUAUGUGUUACAAAAUGUUCACCAUGGUAAUGUAGUUACCCUCUGCCACCACACAAAGUUAUUACAAUAUUAUUGACUAUAUUCCCUGCAUGAUUUAUCAUUUUUUAAAAGUUUAUUAUUUCUGGUUCCUUUCCAGAAAAUCUUUGUUGAAGAAAUGAUUGAAGAAAACAUUUUAGGUAUAUACAUGAACUUUUUUAAUACUUCAUGAAGUGGAUGGUCUGUCAGACAACUGCAAAAUUGGGUUGAAAGCAGAAAACUUCUACAGGAUAGAGAAUGAACAACAAGGGAGAGGCAAAUAGAAAAUAUCCAAUUGGCAGGAGUCACAUAGUCAGCUUUGUGUGGGGUGAGAAGGCCCAGAGUUGGAGUGGCGUUUGGGGGUUGGCUUAGUGGACAUUCUGUGUGUAUGGUCAAGUGGAACACUUACAGGAACACAAAAGUUACCUGAGUUCUGUUUGCUGAUGUGGCACCCUGGGCACAAGUGGCUCCAUCUUGGGCCUAAAUGGUUUUUUUUUUUAAACAUCUUGAACUACUCAAGACUGUAAAAAUGUUCUCCUCUGCUUUCUUGUAAAGGCUUUAUAUUUGUAUUUUUUACAUCUAAUAUCUGGUUUGCUGACUUUCCUUAAAGAGUAAUGACUUAUUUUGACAUGCGGUCACAUUGCUUGUGGACCUUUCAAUCACAUUCUAUUCAGAAGAAACAUAAUAUCUGCCUCCAAUUUGUCCCAUGUUCUGACAUUAAGACACUCUGACAUUUUAUGUUGACCUGAUGUAGUUUUCAGAGAAGAUGUAAGCAGACCCUCGGUGACUGAGGAAACAGCAGUAGGAUGCUGAGAAUUUGGCAGGUGAUAUCACAUAUACGAUGUGCUGGAAGGCAGGGGAAGACUUUUCUGGACACAUUAACUCUUUUUCUACUGCAUUCCCAGCAUCUAAGGACACCAUCCUUGUGGGGAAGGGGAUCUGAGAUGAUUGAUAGCGGUCAUUUUAACAAGGAACACAGGUACUUUGUCUUUAGUGUUUAUGAGAAGAAAAUGGUAGAAAUGAAACUUUCUCACUUUAAACUAAUAAAAAAUGGGGAAAAUAGAUUAGAAGUUUGUUUUUAGUCUCUGGGAAAAUAAAUGUUGCAGGAUUGUGAUACCUAGAUACUAACAACGUUUUUGUGGAUCAAGGAAAAAAUAAAACAAGGAUCAUGGGUCAGGGGAUUCACAAAUCCAUAAUAAUAUCCAGAGUUCCAGAUCUAGAAAAAGGUAGUAGCCUAGAAAGAGAUAUAGCUUCUGCAAGAUUUUGACAAGUUCUUUCAUGUAGCAGACCCAAACUAAGGUCACUACUUGAGACCAAGAAUAAUGAGAGAUAGGGUUCCUGUUCAAAAAUGUAAAUUAAACACACACACACACACACACACACACACCAAAAAACUGGUAUCAAACCACUUCCUAGAAUUACAUUUCUGGAAAGUGGCUUAUCUAGAAAUGUAAGGAGAUAGAGAUACAUUCUGCCCCCAAGGAACUGAACCAAUCUUCCUUCCAUCUCAGUAACUAGAUCUGUGAUGUUCAUGGAAUCAUCACUGGAUCAGGAUCAGAAGCCACCACACUAAGCUUUCAUUCAAGGCAGAGUGUCUAGGAGAACAGGUUGAGGUAACUGGAAGAAUGAGCACAAGGAGGAAAUAAAAAAGAAAGAGAAAAGUCAGAGAGAAUCUCCCACUCAGAAUCAUGUUAAAAAACCAGCAGGAUCUGUGAAUACAUACAGACAUUAUGUAUGUGUAUUACAAUGUAGCCUCAAUAUGUGAAAUAUUAAUUAAGAAGCAAAGAGAAAUGAGCAUAACAAAAUGAGACAUUUAAAUCCAUCUAUUAUUGACACUAUAUCUAGAGAUUAAAUUAAUCAAGAAUAGCGAGUGUGACAAACAUCAUUUACAAACUCUGAAACUUAUUCUGCCUACCACAAGGCAGAAUAAUGGCCGAAUAAUGGCCACUCAAAUGGCAUCCCCAUUGCAAACCUCUGUGAUUAUGUUAGGUUAGAUGGUAAAGGGGGAUUAAGAUGACUAUCAGAUGAAACUAAUCAGUACACCUUAAACUAAGGAGAUUUUCCUGGAAUAUCUAGCUGGCUCAAAUAUAAUCACAGAGAUUUUUUUUCUUUUUAACAUUUAUUUAUUUUUGAGAGACAGAGAGAGACAGAAUGUGAAUGGGGGGGGGGCAGAGAGAGGGAGACACAGAAUCCGAAGCAGGCUCCAGGCUCUGAGCUGUCAGCACAGAGACUGACGUGGGGCUUGAACUCAUGAGCUGUGAGAUCAUGACCUGAGCUGAAGUCAGAUGCUUCACCAACUGAGCCACCCAGGCACCUCGAAUUCUGGCAUUUUAAGCUGUGGAGUCUGUGGUAAUAUUUUAUAAUAGCUAUAGAAAACAAAUAUUCUGCAUCCCACAAAAAAAGAAUAUUUGUAUUUUUUAAUUGAGGCAUAACUGACAUACAACAUUAUAUUAGUUUCAGGUGCACAACACAAUGAUUCAAUAUUUGUAUACUUUCGGGCACCAGGGUGGCUCAGCUGGUUAAGCCUCCAACUCCUUUUUAAAAAUUUGUUUUAACAUUUAUUUAUUUUUGAUAGACAGCAAGGGAGACAGAGUGCAAGUGGGGGAGAGGCAGAAAGAGAGAGGGAGACACAGAUUCUGAAGCAGAGUCCAGACUCUGAGCUGUCAGCACAGAGCCUGACAUGGGGAUCAAACUCACGAACUGUGAGAUCAUGACCUGAGCUGAAGUUAGACAACCGACUGGGCCACCGAGGUGCCGCUAGCCUCCAACUCUUGAUUUCGACUCAGGUCAUGACCUUGUGUUUCAUGAGUUCGAGCCCCACGUUGGGCUCUGCGAUGAUAGCACAAGGCCUACUUGGGAUUCUCUUUCUCCCUCUCUCUCUGCCCCUCCCCCACUCUCAUUCACUCUCUCUCUCUCUCUCUCUCUCUCAAAAUAAAUAAACUUAAAAAAAUUGUGUAUGUUACCAAAUGAUUCCACAAUAAGUCUAGUUAACAUCUGUCACCAUACGUAGUUACAAAAUAUUUUUUUUGUUGUGAUGAGAACUUUCAAGAUCUGCUCUCUCACAACUUUCAAAUACAUAAUACACUAUUAUUAAUUAUAGUCACCAUACUGUAUAUUAUCUUUCCAUGACUUAUUUAUUUCAUAACUGGGAGCUUGUACCUUUUGACUACCUUCACCCAUUUUGCCCACCACUCACUCCCCUCUUCUGGUAACCACCAGUCUGUUCUCUGUAUUUAUGAGCUUGUUUUGUGUUUGUUUUCUUUUUUAAGAUUCCACAUAUAAGUCAUAUAAUAUCUGUCUUUCUCUGUCUGACAUAUUUCACUUAGCAUAAUGCCCUCAAAUUCCAUCUCUGUUGUCACAAAUGGGAAGAUGUCACUGUUUUUUAUGGCUGACUAAUAUUUCACCAUAUAUAUCUAUAUAUCUAUCUAUGUGUAUAAUCCACAUCUAUGCCACAUUUUCUUUUUCAUUCCUCCAUGAAUGGACACUUAGAAUGUUUCCAUAUCUUGGCUAUUGUAAAUAAUGCUGCAAUGAACAUGGGCAUGCAGAUAUCUUUUCAAAUUAGUUUUUCAAACACAUUAUUAGUGAAAUUAAAAAUGACUACAUUAAUAGAGGAAUAUGUCAUAUUUAUAAUAUAAGGAUACAAUAUUAUAAACAUAUCAGGUAUUUCUGUAUUAAUGUACAGAUUCAAUGUAAUUAAAACAAAAACUCUAAGAGAGUGUGUGUGUGCGCGUGUGCGCAUGUAUUUAUAAGUUGAGAAACUGCUUAUAAAAUAUUUGGCAACGCAUAGUGCAAAUAAUGGCUAAGAAAUUUUGGGGGGGAAAGUCGAAGGUCUUAUAUCCCAAUAUCAAGACUAGAAAACUUUAAUUGUAUUUAUUAAUAUUGGUGCAAGUUUAUAUAAAUAGACUAAUUAAAGAAUACCACAUAUACAGGAACAUUCUUAGGCCUCUGAGAAUUCUGUCUCAACUUACUGUGUCUAAAUUGUCUAAACUGAAUCUCCUAGGGAUCUAAUAUCCACCCCUACUAAAAUCACCAACUUACAUUCCAUCUCAAGGGAAGGGAGCUAAUAUGUUUGACCUCCUCCCUUGUCUGGGGAUGAAACAAUGGUGGGACCCAUAAACCUGAGUUCUAUCUCCUGGGAAUAGAAGGUAAUGCAUAAAAAGGUUGUUUUUACCCUUUAUGGAACUUCUCCUCUGUUAAAAGUUUACUUGUUUCCUUGUUUUCCUUCCAAACAGAUACUUUCUACUAUUGUAAAGCAAGAGACAGAAGAGAAUUGGUUGAGUUGAAAACCACAGCCAAUUAGGGAAGAGAAAAAUGCUACACUGGCUCUUUGAUCUUUAUCAAAUAAUGUAGCCUUGUGUUGUGUGCAAGUAGGGUCUGUGCCCUGGAGGACAGGACUCCAGGAGGAAGGAGUCCUUCUAAUACCAGUGAUUCCAUAAAGAGACAGCUCCUGGCAGAAAACGAUUGAUUUUUUGUGCAGACUGACUAACGUGACCAGUAACACAGCGGAGAAUCCAGAAGGAAAGAAGAGCUCUUUGGGUAAAAGAAGUGAAGUCAGGAGAGAUUCAGGCUGAAGCAGCAAACUGCGCUAUGCUGGCUACCACAGACCUCAUCCUGUCCACUGCCACAGUGUCCAAACUGCUCAGUAACCUCUGGCUGGGCUUCCAGGAAAUAACCUUCUCUGGCUGUCUCACCCAGAUGUUCUUCCUCCACUUCAGCUUUGUAGUGGACUCAGCCAUCCUGUUGGCCAUGGCGUUCGAUCGCUAUGUGGCCAUCUGCUUCCCUUUGAGGUACACCACCAUCCUGACUCGGCAGGUGAUCAUCAAGCUGAUGGUGAGCAUUGUUGUGAGGAGCUUCUCUGUCAUCUUGCCAGAUGUUUUUCUGCUGAAACGGUUACCCUUCUGCGGGACACACAUCAUACCGCACACAUACUGUGAGCACAUAGGUGUUGCUCGGCUUUCCUCUGCUGACAUCUCCAUCAACAUCUGGUAUGGAUUUUCUGUCCCUCUCAUGACUGUCAUCUCAGAUGUGAUCUUUAUUGCUGUUUCCUAUACCUUCAUCCUCCAUGCUGUCUUUCACCUCUCAUCCCAGGGUGCCCGCCAAAAGGCCCUCAGCACCUGUGGUUCCCAUGUCAGUGUCAUCCUCAUGUUUUACACACCUGCCUUCUUCUCCAUCCUUGCACAUCGCUUUGGGCACAGUGUCCCUCGAAAUGUGCUCAUCUUAUUUGCCAACUUCUAUGUGGCCAUCCCCCCUGCCCUAAAUCCUGUGGUCUAUGGAGUGAAGACCAAGCAGAUCCAGGACAAAUUUGUUCUCGUCUUUUCUUUGAAGAGGACACACGGAAUGGGGAGGGCCACUGAUGGAGAAAGUUAGGUAAAUUAAUUAGAUGAGAUUUUGCAUAACAUAGGAGCUAUAAAAAUAAAGCUGUAACUCCAAGCUUGAAAUUUUAGAGUUCCAGCCAUGUGCAAAGUAGGGACAGGUGGGGGAAAAGGAGAAAGAAAACCUUCUAGACUUCCAGAAAAUCAAGGGUUUUCUUGGUUCAGUUUUCUCACCACUUGUAUGAAGAAGGUGAUGAUUGGUACAGAAGAGCAUUAAUACUAAGGUUUACCUCUUUCCUAUUGCUAAUUUUGAGAUAUUUGAAGGCUACUUAUUUCCUAAUAUACAACUCACCCCUUUGCUUCUGAGUUCCUGAGUUAAAGGCAAAGGCUCCUGUCUUCCCUCUUUAAGUAGCUAUCAAGUCUGUCUACUACAACUACUGAGCUUGAUGCUUUGCAGUUCAGUCCUGAGUCUGUACAUGAGUAAUCCCUCCUCCCGUGUCCUGUACUUGCUUUACUUUUUCCCCUACCCAUCUCAAAUUACAUGGAGCUUGUUUUCUUUUGUAUCUGUUUUCUUCAGUUGCACGCUCCAAGAAAAUUUUCACUACCUCAUAUUUUACAAAUAUUAAUUAAUUUAAUUAAAAACAGUUAUGGUUCAGUGGAUUAAGUAUCCAACUCUUGAUUUCGGCUCAGGUCAUGAUCUCACAAUUUGUGAUUUUGAGCCCCACAUCGGGCUCUGGGCUGACAGUGUGGAGCCUGCCUGGGAUUCUCUGUCUCUCCCACUCUCUCUGCCCUUCCCCUGCUUGGUUUCUCUAUCAAAAAUAAACAACAAAAAAAUAAAAAUAUUAACAAUAUUUUUUAAUAAAAAAAUAAUUAUGAGAGGGUAAUCUUAGUUCAUUUAUUUCACAGAUGAGGAAAUGGAGACAUACAAAGAUUACAGAAAGACAAUCAGUAGACUUAGGAUCCAAACCCAGGUCUGCCUGAUUCAGAAUUUUCUGUCCAAUUGCUUCCUGGGUACUACUAACUUGAAUGGCUUACAAACUCCUCAGACUUAAUUUCUUCAAAACUGACCUGGAAGCUCACUAACUUCCUUCAUGAAAAGUGCCCUUCCUUUUUGGUCUUCUUUUACAGUGAAUGGCACUACCCCCAACAUGAGUUCCCAAGCCAGAAAUCUGUGGCUUGUCCUUGAUUUGUCUUACAUCACCAUCCAACAAAAUUAAUUCAAUACUUGGGUGAAAUGUUUGAUUUGAAGGUGCUUAUAAGCCAUACCUGUAGAUAUAUACAUGACAUUCUAACCUUUACCCUGACCAUUGAACUCACCUGGGCCCCUUUCUAUUAUUCGUCCCUCUGAGAGUAUUUCAAAGUCAUCUUUUUAUAGGAGCUCCAUUCAAUCCACUCUCUCUGUUAAAGCUAGAGUGAUCAUUUUACAAUUCAUAUGAUACUGUCACUUUGUACCUUGAAUCUCUUCAAUAAUUCCAUUGCCUUCAAGAUCAUGCAUAAUAUUGUUCUCGGUAUCAAUGCAAGGAAUGGAAGAAUUUAAUAAAAAGAGCAAUCUUGCAUGAAGCUCAAAGCCUUUCAUGUAAUUUACAUUCAUUUACACUUCAUUUAUUUUUAUUUUGCUUAAUUUGCACAUCCCUGACUCUUUGAGCAAGUAAUUUCAGAAGCAAUGUUCUUUUUGUGUGUGUCAUACUCAAUGUCCUAUUAUUUAAAACAACAACAACAACAACAAAAAUAACAACAACAACAACAACAGCACAGGGUGCGUGGUGGCUCAGUCAGCUAAGCAUCUGAUUUCAUUUCAGCUCAGGUCAUGAUUUCACAGUUCAUGAGAUUGAGCCCCAUGUCAGGCUCCAUGCUGACAGUGCAGAGCCUGCUUGGUAUUCUCUCUCUCCAUCUCUCUCUUCCCCUCCCCUACUCUUUCCCUUUCUCUCUCUCUCUCAAAACAAAUAAAUAAAUAUUUAAAAAAUAAAACAACAACAACAACUUGGUGUGAGUAGAGUGUGUAUUGAGUGGAGUUGGGUAGGAUUCAUCUAUGUUCCUCUUAAGAAACUGUCCCAGGAUAAAAACACUCAUUUCCUAAAAUCUUCACUGAAAGAGAAGCCAUAAAUUUAAUCAAGAUGAGCAUUUUAAAUUACUUGGGAGUAAGAAGUAAAGAGUAAAAUUGGCAUAAUGAGAUAAGAUCCUCUGUGUGUGUGUGUGUGUGUGUGUGUGUGUGUGUGUCUAUGUGUAUGUGUGUCUGUGUGUGUGUGUGUUGACAUUUUCUUUGCUGUCUGUAGUGCCCUUAGGCAGCUCAGAAGAUACCCAGACGGGGCUACUUUAUCCAUGCCACAGUUACAAACCAUCAUACUUAUUUGCUCUUUAAUUUAUCUAUCCACACCUACAUUAUGAGCUCCUUGAAGGCUGAAACUUAGUCCUAAGCAUCUUCUUAUGCCCUUUGGUAUGAAAGUAUGUGAUAUAACAUGUGUUCUCAAUGUUUCAUGCACCUUCAAACUUCAUCAGAAACCCCUUCCUUUUUGCCAUUAUCCCUAACGUUUCCUUUCUUCCCUAUUCAGUUUAGAUUCCAUAGUAUAUAAUUGCAGUCAUUGUCUUGUUAACCCUAAACUCAACUUGUUCUAAAGUCAACUGUCCUCCUUACAUAUUCAGUUGAAAAAAAAAGGAAUCUUAAUGAAUCUUAGUGAAGUUAGCUCUGUAUGUUGGGGCAGCUGGAUAAAACGACUGUGCAAGAUAUACUGAUAUUACUGUUAAUAUAUUAAGACGGUACAUCACCAUACUUGCCAGCUUUCAGCUUCUCAAAUGCAUCAGAUUUCUCCUUUUCUCUUCUACCUGUGCUUUCUCUUUAUUUAUUUAUUUUUGUUUGGCAAUUCCUAUUUAGGCUUCAACUACAAAUCCCCUCAGAUAAUAUUAGAUUAGUACCUCUUAUAUACAUUCUCACUGCACAAGGUACUUUUUAUUUCAAAACUUACCACAACUUUAAUAAGAUGAUUGCUUGUAUACUUAGUUGUUUAAUAUCUAUUCCCCCAUUAUGUGUCAUCAAGGACCAGGUUCACGCCUGCCUGCCUUGUUUACCAUUGCAUUCCUAUCAUUUACAAUCUCUUAGGUUGUAACAGGCAUGCAAUAAGCAUUUGCUGAAUGAAGGAGUUGAAAUGUAUAAGUUUUAAUUAAUGAAUGAAAUCCAUUUGCUUAGAGGGAGUCUACCUGGAUUUAUAACUCUAAAUAAUCAAAGAAAAAUUAUGGAGAGUCAUGGAAAAAAAAUUUUUCCACAGAAAGGUGAUAGUUGUUUCCCCACUUAUAUCUCAGAGCUCCUCUUUAAAUUGAGCAUUUCCAAGUUAUCAUUCCCUUACUAUAGAUGCAGAAACUCAUUUCUAGAACAGUUAAAGUAGUUUGUUACAGCACAAGGGAGGGAUGAGUGGAAUAAGCGAUAAAUUCCAGAUUUUUAGCCAUAAGACAUUGAAAGUAAACUUCCUUCUUGAUCUGAUGGGCAGUUGUACACAGGGUUCUAUUGGAAGGCUGAGACCAUACCCUGGCUGGAUAGCUAUGAUUUUCAGAUUUGUGUGUGCUUUGUGUUAGAGGUUUGCUCUAGACAAAUAGAUUAGUAGCCUAUAGUUUAAAAUUGACUGAACACAAAAUUAGUAAUGAUUCUUCACUGAGGGAAGAUGGACAGAAUUGCCAAGCAAGAGUGAACAUUGAAGUAAGUAUCUAAAAAGAGAGGCCUCUUCACAUCUGGAGAGAUGCAGUCCCAGUGAGAAAUAGCUUCAGGGUUUUGUUAUAUAAGGCUAGAAGUAGAUGCAUUUCAGACAUUUAUGGAUUUUCCACUAUGAAAUACUCUCUGCUAGGGAUUCACAAGAAAAUGAAACAGUCCUUGCACCAGAAGUCUUAGGAGUUCUAUACUGAGCCAACACAUGGUAGAUAUGACUCUUUAUCAAAUUACUGAUCAAAUUAGAUAAAGACCCUGGUGAGGCUCAGGUGUGCUGCUAUCAUGGAUUCCAGAAUUUCCAAGCCAACACUAAUAUGAACAAAGGUGUAAGUUCCUAAGCUGGGAAAGUGUUAAUUUGGUCGAACCUUUGCUCAUGGCCUAGACUGACUUGGGGCCUUCAGACCUGAGGCUUAUAGGUCCCCUGGGUUCAGAGGGCCUCUGUUCUUGUCUCAAAUCCCCAGAGACAUAAGAGACGUACAUUUGCACUCCACUCCUCUGGGCUCUGUGUUGGUUCUUCCCUACUGUGAGCAUGAUCUUAUGUCUAUCCUUACUGCCCCGGGAACUGCUUCUUUUGUUCUUUGGUCUGAUUUUUACCUGCUGUGUUUCUGCACUCUCUGAUCAUCACCUUGCCUUUGCAAAGUAGUUCCGGGACCUGGAUCUACAAGGUAUAAGCCGGUGGUGAAGAAAGCAGAACUAUUAGGGAGUAAUAUCAGGGAGCAGAGCCAAUGAGAAUAGGAGCUGGUGAAGAGGAGAGGAAGAGUGGGGAAAGACAGGGCUCUGAGGAAGAGGAAUAGACAAGAUUACAAUUCUGCAUAUAGAUUAUAAAGAUGACACUCAUGCUAAGAGAAUGGUAUAAUAGACAGGUGUCUAUUAGGAGCUUAAUUCUGAGCCCCUCUCACUGUUUUUCCUCAAAUGUUUCUGGGUUUUUCUGGUCAAAAUUUAUAAUGCUACAGAUGUAGGUGCGCCUGGGUGUCUCAGUCGGUUGAGCGUCCAACUUCAGCUCUGGUCAUGAUUUCACGGUCCGUGAGUUUGAGCCCCGCGUCGGGCUCUGUGCUGACAGCUCAGAGCCUGGAGUCUGCUUCAGAUUCUGUGUCUCCCUCUCCCUCUGCCCCUCCUCCGUUCAUGCUCUAUCUCUGCCUCAAAAAAUAAACAUUAAAAAAAAAGAAUUAAAAAAAUAUAGUGCUACAGAUGUAAAAAUAAAUAAAUAAAUAAAAGAGAAUGAGUGGUCAUGAUACAUUUAGAACUGACCAUUUCAGGCUGGGGCCAGACAUAUGGAGAUUGAAAUUCCAUAUGCCACCUCAGAGAUUAUUAGGUUAUAUGUGUAAGCAUGACUUUGUAUUUGUGAGUGCAUUUAUGAAUGCACUGAAUGUCCUGUUCUUUUAGGAUGAUAGGGGCAAAAUCCACCCACCCUACACACCACAGAGAGACACAAAUACAAAAUAAAGUUGAACAGCUGCUUUCUGGAAUGGGUCUCAAAAGAAUCCUUUUGUGACCCAUGGACCAACCAUGGAUAGUCCUCUCCCUAAAAUGGGGCAGAAGAAAGAUAUUCACAUAGACACACUUAGCAUAAAAAAAAGAAAUAAAGGCAAGGUAUGGAUUAUAAUACUCCAUGAUCAAGGUAUUGCUGAAGGACCUGUCCUGUGUUUAGUUUAGUGCUGGAGGAGACAGAGAACAUAGAGAUAUAGCCUAUAUUCCUAGCCUUAGGAGAGAGGAGAAAAAUGCUCAGCAGUCAGUCAGAGACCAGAAACUAAGGUGGGAAUAGAAUGCUUGCUAAAUGCAAAAUCCUAUUCAGGAAACUGUAAUCAAAGAGACUGUGAUCAAAGAGUACUAAUAGAUUAAAGAGAAUGUACAGUUAGUAACACCAGGGAGGUUUCAAGAAUGGAAAUGUAAAGCCACAGACCUCUUUUUAUGUAUCUAGAACUUUUUAUGUAUCUAGAACUUUCCUCUAGGUGAGGAAAGUGCUACUAAUUUCCCACAUUUAGCUGCGUCCUUCCUUCCAGACCAUCUUUCAGUAGUGAGCGGUGACUGUGAAUCCCCUAGGCUUGUUUGGUGGGAGUCUUCCUCUCACCAAAGUAUUUAAAUAUGGAAGUAUUUAAUAUGGAAAGCAAGUUUUCAUGCUUUUCCAGAUCUUUAAUUUUCCAGAGUUUAAGUGGAGGGACCUACAUUAUAUUAUUACGGUAGGCUUUGAGGAUAUAAACUUGAGAGAGAGGUGGGAGAAUGGCAGGGUGUUCACAACACUAUUUGGAUGAUCCAGUUCAUUAGUGUCAAGUCCAAUGGGCCUCUGCCACUCAUUUAUUCAACAAGAACUUGUUGAAGAUUCUGUGGCAGACACUGUUCUAGGGAUAGAACAGUGAAAUAAGCAGACAUGAUAUCUAUCCUCUUCAAGUUUACCAUUUGUCCAGUGAGAAAGCUAAGUAAAAUAAGAAGAAGAGUGUGGGAAAUGCUCUGAAUGGCUACUGUGGAGUGCCAGCAGUGUACCUGGGAACAUUACCUAAUUUGGAUAUUGUUCAGGGAAAGUUAGCUAGAGAAAGAGAGAAAUGGACCAAGCUAACAAAACUUCCAAGAACAAAUGUAGGUGGAAAAGAAAUCAGACAAGAGUAUUCCCCAAAGCUGAAGUUUAAAUUCGGGGGUGACACAUUCCAUGGACUAAAGGUAUCUCACUUUUGACAUGGGAAAGAGCUUUAUGGCCCUAUGUGGAGCUUGAACCCAUGAUCCUGGGUUCAUGACCUGAGCCGAAAUCAAGAGUCAGAUGCUUAACCAACUCAGCCACCCAGGUGCCGCUAUGUAUUUUUUACUUUUUAAAAAAAUAUUCUGAAGUUUUGUUACCCAUUAAUUAUAUUACCAGCUGAUCUUCUCUGUAUCUUUCCAACUUCAGUAUGUGUGCUAAGGAAGCCAGCAGUAUUUUGGUGUCUUUUGAUUCCUAUACACAGGGCUCUACCUCAUUCUUUUUAGAAGUUAUAUACAGUAAAUGUUAAAAUCAUUCCCACGUUAAAAAUUAAAAUGGUGCCAGCUUUUCAAUUUUUAUUUUUUGAUAUUUUAAUUUCACUCAAAUUUUGUAAAUGCUGCUGCUGUGAAUAUCGUUAGGCCACUUAUUUAUUUAUAUAACUGUAUCUGUGGAAGCAUUCAUAUAUUUUGAACUUUUGGGACAAUGAAUAUGUGCACUUUAUGUUUUGAUUCAUAUUGGCAAAUUAGUAUCUAAGAAUGUUACACAGUAAACCCUUCUAAAAGAGUUAUAACAGCUCUUAUUUCCUCAGACCCUUCACAGAAUUGGCUGUUAUCACUCAUACCAUCAAUCUUUUUAAGUCUUUAUUAAUGGUAAAUAAUAUACCUCAUCACUCAUGUUUUAUAUUGAGCUUAAUUACUUAUGAGACUGAAAAUCUUCUACAUAUUUAUUAAACAUUAGAGUUUCUUCUCAUGUGACUUGAUUAUUCAUAUCCAUUGCCACUUUUUCCACUUGAUUAAAGGGCUUUGCUUUAGUGACU
This is a messenger RNA of Acinonyx jubatus (cheetah), 12960 nucleotides long. Its product is annotated as olfactory receptor 52H1-like. Gene Ontology annotation, biological process: G protein-coupled receptor signaling pathway. Gene Ontology annotation, cellular component: membrane. The record is from RefSeq and is a predicted model, not a curated record. NCBI's taxonomy places the organism in Eukaryota, Metazoa, Chordata, Mammalia, Carnivora, Felidae. The transcript is spliced from 2 exons. Bases 5063 to 5842 code for a protein of 259 amino acids. Gene Ontology annotation, molecular function: G protein-coupled receptor activity; olfactory receptor activity.